UGCGCGAACUUCCGCAUCAAUGGCCGGGAAGGAAUCGGCGGUGCUCCCGGGCAGUUUCCCGGGAGAUGCUCUCCAGGCUCCGGCCCCGGGGAUCUUGGGGGUCCCUGCGGUGCCCCCGGCCCCCAAUGCAGCUGUCGGACCUCUGAUGGCCAAACCUGGCCUGAUAUGCUGGCUGGUAGAAGAAGAAGAGCUAUUUCUCCUGGUCCCUGAUGAACACAAGGGGUUGGCAGGCAGCAGCAGAAAAACACCCUGGAAGAUUCCUCCACUGUCUCCUCCGUGUGAUGAAGGGACAAGAGCCGCCAUGCAGCCAACUGGGGAUAGGGUGACCUUUGAGGAGGUGGCUGUGUAUUUCACCCAGGAGGAGUGGACUCUGCUGCGCCCUGCCCAAAGAGCUCUCUACAAGGAAGUCAUGCUGGAGAAUUUUAGGAACGUGGUUUCUCUGGAACCUCAGAUUGCCAAACCAGAUCUCGUAUCCUGGCUGGAAGAAGAGGAAGAGCUGUUUCUCGUGGGUUGUGUUGAAGAGCUGGGACUGGCAGGAGGUGUGUGGGAGUCAGCAAAGGAAACAAAAGAACUUCCAGUGAUGGAGCAAGAAGAUGCAACUUCAGAGGUGAAAGAGAAGUUUGAAUAUUUGUAUGCAUUGAGGAAGGAAGAGGGCGAAGACCCAGCUGAAGAGAUGAAGAAUUCCAGUUUUGUGCAGGAUGGUAACUCUGUACUGCAAAACAUAUACCAAGGAGACAAGAGAAAAGAGCAAGCGGCAACCAGGGAAAAUGUUCCUGAAAAAUCAGUCAUCAAUAUUCAGUGGAACACCUCUAACAGAAAGCAACCGUAUAAAUUCAUGCACUAUGGAAAAGGCUUUGGGCGGAAAGGAAGCCGAAAUUCCCAUCAAAGAAUUCACACUUGGGAAAAACCAUACAAAUGUAUAGAAUGUGGGAAAAGCUUCAGAUGGAGUGGUCAGCUUAUUUCCCAUCAAAGAGUUCAUACAGGGGAGGAACCAUAUAAAUGCAUGGAGUGUGGGAAAACCUUUCGUGAGAAAGGAACACUAACAUACCAUCAACAAACGCAUACAGGGGAGAAGCCAUUUCAGUGCCUGGUAUGUGGGAAAAGAUUCAUUGUUCGUGGAAGCCUUACUUCUCAUCAAAGGAUCCACACAGGGGAGAAACCAUAUAAAUGCCUGGAGUGUGGGAAAAGCUUCAGAUCUAGUAGUCAUCUUUCUUCCCACCAAAGAAUUCACACAGGGGAGAAACCAUAUAAAUGCCUGGAGUGUGGAAAAAGCUUCAGGGUUCGUGGAAGCCUGACUUCUCAUCAAAGGAUUCAUACAGGGGUGAAGCCAUAUCAGUGCCUGGACUGCGGAAAAUGUGUCAGUGAUCGUAGAACCCUUAGUUCUCAUCUAAUGAUUCACAGAGGGGAGAAACCGUAUAAAUGCCUGGAGUGUGGAAAAGGCUUUACUGCUCGUAGAAACCUUAUUUGCCAUCAAAGAAUUCACACAGGGGAGAAUCUUUAUUCAUGCCUGGAAUGUGGAAAAAGCUUCACUAUUCGUGGACAUCUGAUUUCUCAUCAAAUGAUUCACACAGAAGAGAAACCAUUUAAAUGCCUGGAAUGUGGGAAAGGCUUCAGGAGGAGUAGUCAACUUACUUCCCACCAAAGAAUUCACACAGGGGAGGAACCAUAUAAAUGCCUGGAAUGUGGGAAAAGCUUUUGUGGGAGAAGAACACUUAUUUACCAUCAACAAACUCAUACAGGAGAGAAACCAUUUAAAUGUCUAGAGUGUGGAAAAGGCUUCAUUGCUCGUGGAAGGCUUACUUAUCAUCAAAGGAUUCACACAGGAGAGAAACCAUAUAAAUGCUUGGAGUGUGGGAAAAGCUUCAGAUGGAAGACUCAGCUUAAUUCUCACCAAAGAAUUCACACAGGGGAGGAACCAUUUAAAUGCCAGCAGUGUGGGAAAAACCUUAGUGACAGAGGUAAACUACUUUACCAUCAGAGAGUUCACACAGGGGAGAAACCCUAUAAAUGCCUGUACUGUGGUAAAAACCUUAGUGAUCGUAGAACCCUUAUUUCUCAUCAAAUGAUUCACACAGGGGAGAAACCAUAUGCAUGCCUGGAGUGUGGGAAAAGCUUCAGUGACCGUAGGACCCUUAGCUCUCAUCAAAGAAGUCACACAGGGGAGAAGCCAUAUAAAUGCCUGCAGUGUGGAAAAAGCUUCAGUUAUCGUAGAACCCUUACUUCCCAUCAAAGUAUUCAUACCGGGGAGAAGCCGUAUUCAUGCCAGCAGUGUGGAAAAAGCUUUAGUGAGAGUGGGCGCCUUCGUUCCCAUCAAAGAAUUCACACUGGUGAGAAACCAUAUAAAUGCCUGGAGUGUGGAAAAAACUUUAGUCGGAGUUAUGACCUUACUUACCAUCAGCGAAUUCACACAGGGGAGAAGCCAUAUACUUGCCUGGAGUGUGGGAAAAGCUUCAGAUGGAAGAGCCAGCUCACUUCCCAUCAAAGAAUUCACACAGGAGAGGAACGAUAUAAAUGCUUGGAGUGUGAGAAAAGCUUCAGAUGGAAGAGUCAGCUUACUUCCCACCAAAGAAUUCACACUGGGGAGAAACCAUAUAAAUGUCUGGAGUGUGGAAAAAGCCUCAGUGAUCGUAGAACCCUUACUUCUCAUCAAAGGAUUCACACAGGGGAGAAACCAUAUAAAUGCCUAGAGUGUGGGGAAAACUUCAGAUGGAGCGAACACCUCACUUCCCAUCAAAGAAUCCACACCGGAGAGAAACCAUAUAAAUGCUCAGACUGUGGAAGGUGCUUCAGUUGGAGCUCACACCUUUCUUCCCAUAGAAGAAUCCACACAGGAGAGAAACCAUAUAAUUGCUUGGAGUGUGGAAAGAAUUUCCGUCAGAAAGGAGGCCUCACUUCCCAUCAAAGAAUCCACACAGGAGAAAAACCGUACAAUUGUUCUGAAUGUGGAAAGAGCUUCCGUCACAGCUCGAGUCUUUGUGAUCAUAAAAGAAACCACACAGGGGAGAAACGAUAUAAAUGCUCUGACUGUGGAAAGAGCUUCAAGAAAAGCUCAAACCUUACUUCCCAUCAAAGAAUUCACACAGUGGAGAAACCGUAUCAUUGCUCAGAAUGUGGAAAAAGCUUCAUUCAUAGGUCCAGCUUUGCUUCCCAUCGCAGAAUUCACACCGGGGAGAAACCAUAUAAAUGCCUAGAGUGUGGAAAGAAUUUCAGUUUCAGCUCAAACUUUUAUUCCCAUCAAAGAAUCCACACUGGAGAGAAACCAUAUAAAUGUUUCGUGUGUGGAAAGCGCUUCAGUCAGAGCUCAAAUCUUACUUCCCAUCAAAGAAUCUGCACAGGGGAGAAGCCAUAUAUAUGCUCAGAAUGCUGGGUUGGCUUCCGUCAGAGCAACAAUCUUAUUUUUCACAGAAGAGUGGACACAGAUAAAAAGUCACACAAAUGUUCCGAGUGUGGAAAGAGCUUCAGCUACAAGUCACGCCUAAUGUACCAUCAAAGAACCCAUACAGGGGAGAAACCAUAUAAAUGCCUAGAGUGUGGCAAGAGUUUCCGUCAGAACUCAAACCUUAUUUCCCAUCAAAUAAUCCAUACCGGGGAGAAACCAUAUAAAUGCUUGGACUGUGGGAAGAGCUUCAGUUACAAUUCACGCCUUAUGUACCAUCAGAGAAUCCAUACAGGGAAGAAACUGUAUAAAUGUUCAGAUUGUGGAAAAGAAUUUGCCUGGAGGUCAGAACUUAAUUACCACCAAAGACUCCACACAGGGGAGAAACCAUAUAAAUGUUCCAAGUGUGAAAAGAGUUUCACUCGUAACAAAAACCUUAUUUCCCAUCAAAGGCUCCACACAGGAGAGAAGCCAUACAAAUGCACGGACUGCGAAAAGAGCUUCAGUUACAGCUCCCAUCUUACUUACCAUCGAAGAAUCCACAUGGGGGUAAAACUGUAUAAUUGCUCAAAGUCUGCAAAAAGUUUAAUGAAGAAGACCAGCCUUACUACAAAUGAAUGCUCAGCUUAUAGAAAGUCCCUUGAGGUCUUUGAGACAGUGACAUUCUUGACCUGUUCUACAGUUUUGCCAGAAUCAAGUGAUGCAGAUCCAAUGGAAGUCCUGUGAUUUUUCAGAGGAGGACAGUGUCUCCCUUGCUGAACCUCACUGGUUGUCCCCACUCUGCGACUACAAUAUGACUCUGCUAAGAAAAGCAAGAGGGAGAUACAUAAAAUGGAAAACAGUUUGAGAAUCUACAUGCAAACCCACCUUCUGCAGGUGUUCAAAUUGAUACAAUACACACCGUAAAGUAAAAUAUACAGAAUAUACCACUUCAGAACAAAGCUUUAAACCCUGAAAAAAGAAAGAAGAUAGAGGGGAAGAAAAAAAUAGUUUUGAUUAAUUAUUGUGUGAGUUGUUUAUAAAAUUUAAUAAUGUAAUAUCCAAAUGUGUUUAUCUAUGGCUGAUUGUACACAAUGUGAUUCCUGUGUGGUAGGGACAAAUGUCAGUCACAGCAAGAUUUCUUGUACAGAUGUGUUUCUUCAAGCCCCACUUUCACUUUUCAUUCUCUCCACAGCAAGCAAGACCACUUCUAGCACGAUUUUAAUUUUGCUUCGCCACCAGAGUGGGCUGAUUUGCCAGUGAGCCCAGCUUUGCCCUGGACGUAUUCCCUCCACCCACAGCCAGCCUUCCAACUCUCUCCCACUACCAUCCUCACCUUCCCCCCUGCCCCUUCCAUAUUGCUGUCUCCUUCAAGUAAAAGAGAAGAAGCUUACUCACCCUCUGCAUUGAUAUAUCAGUAUCUCAACAUAAUAACCGAGAGUGCUUGGAAAUAACAACCCUCUCUGUCCUCUGGCAGCAGUAGCAACAGCUGGGAGUGGGGGAGGGGGACAGAGAGAAUAUUGGCUCAAAUACAAGGCCCCCAUUUUUAGCAGUGUGUGGUCCAGAAUUGCUUUGCUCUUUCAUUUGGGGAGUGGUGGUGAUAUUUUUAGAACAGUAAUAUCAAUAAAAGUGCAGUUUAAAGAAUUAGUCAGCAAACUUGACUACCAAGUGUAAUGAGAUCUGUGCUAAUAAGAAUAAGUGCCUUUAAGUGCCUUUAAGAAUAAGUUGAUGGGCAGAGUUAAGAGAACCAGGCCUGGAGAGUUCUUUGCUGAAAAACUGCCCAGAAGGGCAAAACAAAAAACAAAAAAAAUGCAAGGAGAGCCCAUUGCACAGAGAAGACUCCCCAGGUAAGCAUUUCAUGCAUAAUGGGCAUAUAUUACUCAUACAAUAGGGCCAGUUCAUGAACUAGAUAAUUUACUCUUCAUUAUUGGAAUCAGGACAACCAAAAAUCAUUUUUUCAGAAUGCUGUUACUCAUAGUUCUAAUAUCUAAGACAUUUUAUAAAUAUAAUGUAUGUAUAUAAACAUACAAGUAAAUAGAUUUUUAAAAAGAAAAUUAUAAAAGUUACUUCUGCAAGCAAAGUCAGAGUGACUCGUAGUUUUGUGAUGUGUAUGUCCACAUACAGGAAUAAAAAUA
Sphaerodactylus townsendi is the source of this 5490-nucleotide messenger RNA. Its product is annotated as zinc finger protein 850-like. Bases 20 to 4102 code for a protein of 1360 amino acids. Gene Ontology annotation, biological process: regulation of DNA-templated transcription. The record is from RefSeq and is a predicted model, not a curated record. Lineage: Eukaryota; Metazoa; Chordata; Lepidosauria; Squamata; Sphaerodactylidae. The transcript is spliced from 11 exons.